Molecule: messenger RNA, 4700 nt
Organism: Stegastes partitus (bicolor damselfish)
Lineage: Eukaryota; Metazoa; Chordata; Actinopteri; Pomacentridae
Gene: smcr8b
Product: Smith-Magenis syndrome chromosome region, candidate 8b
Exons: 6
Coding region: 477-3194 (905 amino acids)
Cellular component (GO): guanyl-nucleotide exchange factor complex
Molecular function (GO): GTPase activator activity
Source: RefSeq, a predicted model, not a curated record
UCCGGCUGCUCCGGUUCACAUGAAGCGGCUCCGGUGAGUCCCGACCCGGCUCCGGUCUGUCACAUGGCUGAACAUGGAGCCCGGGGCUCGGUUAACCUUUCAGAUACGUGACACCGCGGGACAAGUUUCAGACUGAAAGCUGGGUCGCUAUCUGCCAGAAAGAGGAACGUAAAUCGCGGGUAAAGGUUAUCUGAGCGUGUGACUGCCGCCCGCAGGACACUUUCGCUUCUCCGUUAACUUUUCUCGGAUGUGUUUUCCUGAAAACGCCGCUUGUUUACGGCUCCGCGGGCAGCGGGGAGGCUCCUCCGACAACUUUGCGUGUCUCAGCUGCAGUAACUGCGCAACAAGUGUGUAACUGUGCGGCGCUUGUUGUUGUGAACAGCUGACUCACCCCCGCAGGCCGGAGGCAGCGGGACAUGGCCGUGUGUCCGCCCCCGGAGCAGCCCCAGUAGAGCCGAGCCCUCCACGGGCUGAGGAUGAUCGGGUCACCGGACCUGCUGGCCUUCACCGGCGGAGAGGGCUUCAGGGAGGCGGAGGAGCAGCUGGAGGACCAGAGCGUCCCGGAGGAGCUCACCGUCCCGCUGCUCCCCGCCGCUCACCCAUGGAGCUCCUCAGCCCGCUUCAACCGAGACUUCAUCCUGGUGGCAGAGUUCUCAGAGCAGGUGGGUCCAAAGCCAGUGCUGACGAUCCCGGAUGACCCCAGAGUCAUCGGCUCAUUUGACCUCAACCAUUUCUCCGUUCGCAUCAUGUCUGUGGACUACCAGGCGUCGGGCCCCGGGCCGGCCUCCUCCCCUGGACCCCGACUCAACUUCAGCGAGGACUCCAAAGUGAUCCUGGGAGAUUCAGCGGAGGACGCGUUUGCGUACGUUCACCACCUGACCCUGUACGACCUGGAGGCUCGGGGGAUGGUGCGUCCUUUCUGCAUGGCCUAUGUGUGCUCGGACCAGGCGAAGCUGAUGGAGAACUUCUCAGAGCUGUCGACGUGCUUCUCUCAGGCGUCUGACAGCCUCAAGACGGGGAACAGACAGGCGUUUUCUAUGGAGCUGCAGAGGAAACUACAGGAGCUCGAGUACGGACAGCUGACUCUGCUGCAGGAGACAAAACAUCAGAGGACGGCAAACGGGCUCACAGACGCUGAAGAAAAAGGUGUCGAGCUUGAAGCUGUGGAGCGUUCCAUCUCCACUCACAGAGACCUCCUCCGCCAGGUCACUUCCUACCCGAACAGGAAGCUCAAACAGCCCGACUUCCUGCCCUACGAUCUAGCCGACUCCCUCUCUGAUCCCACUGCCUUCCAGCCUCCCGAGCCCUCCUCCUCUUCCUCCAUCUCCACCUCCUGCAGGUCAGAGCGCUGUCUGAAGCCACUGCAGGAGCUUUGCAACUCCUACUUCUUGUCCCUGAUGAAGGACCAGCUGGCAGACACGGAGCGCCGUCUCCGCGGCGACAGGAGCGUCCUGCGAACAACUCGGGUCGCACAUUCGCUGUCCAGAAGGCUGACGCUCACUAACUUUCUGUUUGAGCUGUGGAGCCCCGAGGACGUAGAGGAGGAGGAAAGAGAGAGCGCUGAGGCAGAGGCACAGACCUCAGGGAGCAAGAGGAGCAUUGAGGAGCUUCGAUCAGACCAUCCGGUCCUGGAGACGUUCUUCUCCUGUGUGGAGGAGCUCCCCAUCAAACUGGAGGCAGGAGAAACUGACAGCCCCGAGCCCGGUGCUGCCACAGAGAUGACCGGGAGCAUGAGCAGCGGCGACAGCAUCGAAGUGCUCGGGACGGAGAAGUCUUACCGGACACAGCAGAUCGUUGCUGGAUCUGACAGCAGAGAAACACCAGUCGGGGUGACGGACACCUACCUGAGGCGUGCAGUCGUAGAUGCAGGCGUCAGGCGGGUGCGAGCGUACGCCAAGCGGGCCAACAGCGAGGACAGCAUCGAAGUGCUCAGCACCACCGAGUCCAUCUUUCCUGACGACCUCACUGCCAUCACGGAGGAAGAAGCGGAGCAGCAGCCUCUGAGUAACGGCUUUGAAGCUGAGGAAGAACCGCAGACUGAGUGUAAAUCUGACGAAGGCCUCACAGAGGAGAAGACGGUGAAUAGAGCUACUUCAGUGAAUGACGCUGAAAAUGAAGAGUUUGUUCAGGUUCCUGCUGAAAGACAAGAGUCUGUGCCGCAAAUAACAGUCUGUGAUGGUGUCGUGAUCAAAGAGGAGCCGGAAACUGUCAAGAAGACUGAAGACCACGAAGACAAAACACCAGAGAAGACGUCCGACGUACCGCAAGCAGCAGCAGCCGUGGACUCGGCGCCUCAGUGGCCUGAGGUCCGUCAGACGGUGCGCUUGGCUCCUGACCUCCACGUGAACUUUGCCCCUCUGGUCGACCGCUUGGCUCCUCCCGGCCCUCCUCUCAGGCUGCUGAGCAUCGACGAGGCAUCGGAGUGCAACAGCUUCGCCGGCUCCUCGGACCCGCCGUCCCCGACCCAAAACCUCCACAGCAGCGCCCGCCUGGACAGGAGGAGGAGGAGGAAGGCCGGGCUCAGAGCGCUCAGGUUCGUCAAGCAGAACUCCUUCUGCCAGCAUGCCGUGUUUUGCCUCCUGAGCGGCCGGCCGCUGGUGGUCAUCGGAGGAGACGACGUUCUGGUCAGGAAGCUGGUGGACGCUCUGAGCCUCUUCCUGCCUGCUCCUGGUCCUGAUGGGGGCGCUGUGAUGCCGUGUUUGACUGCAGCCCUGCAGCUGACCGACCUGCUCACCUGGAGACUUAUCGGAAUACACAGAUCAUCCUCCAGCUCUUCGUCCGUCAUCCUUCAUUCUCUGACUCGCUACAGCCGUUAUUUAGCGCUGCUGGACAUAGAUCAGAAGACGCUGCGCUGUCCGUCGUACUCCGGCUCUCUCAUCGGCAGACUGGCUGAUCCUCUCUCCGGUAUCAGCCGGGGCAUCACCUACCUGCUGCACCUGGAGAGCUGCCUGACCGCGCUGGCCAAUCAGGUGCUGCUGUACACUUUCAAACGUCCGAAAGCCGCGGGAGGGAACGAUGGCGCGGAAGAGGAGGAGUUUCUUUCCACGCGAGGAUUCUGCAGCAGCGAAAGCGAUUUCAGAGUGAUGCGCUUUCUGUCCGACCUCAUCAAGCAGCGCCACGCGGGACGUGGACCGGCGGUUUUACGGUUCUACUACAGCUCAGUGAACCUCCACAGAAACACAUAUGCAGCGUAAGAAUCAAAAGAAGACACUGGAUGAACAAAAAGAUAGAUUAUGCUGAUUGCUGCAAGUCAAUGCACUGAUGUCUCUGUGAUUUUCAGUGACUCACGUUUUAUCGCCUGCUGCUGUGAACACAUCAGAGUUAAAGAAUGUGAUUUUUUUAAAGACAGUCUUAAAUUCUGAUGGUCUGAGUCAUAUAUUUCUAGUUCCUGGACAUUAGUGCACUAGUGCCUUACUGGCACCAAAGACUUUUAUAUGCUGGCAGCCUUAUGCAGCUUUAUUAUGAUGUUUUAAAGAUGUAGGUUUAUCACUCAAUCACAUGUGAUCUUUGUAAUUUAAUUGUGAAUUUACGCAAGCAAAAAAAAAACUUUUAUAGAUCUGAGAGUACUGUUUAACCAGCAUUGUGUUAUGGCUUGUAGAUGCUUUAAUACUCUGCAACAACAUGCACUGUUUACCUGUUGUUCUGUCUUAUCACCCAACUCAGCUGCAGUUUAGAAAGACAAGUGUGAAAACUGAAUGUACAAUGACAGUAACCAAAGGUCCACUCAGGACAGCCCGGCCCGAUGCAUAUCAAACAGUACAACUGAUUUUGUUACUACAUUUACAGUCACAAGUAUGAAGGAAAAAAAUGACAUCACGUACUUUAAAAGCACAAAAUAUGAAGGUCCAUACAAUAAUGCAGUAGUUGAUCUUACAUAGUGAUAGAUAUGGUUAUGCUAAGUGUAAAAGUUGCAAAUUUAUUUAGCUUCUUGCAUGAGAAAGUCAACACUGCUUCCAUAAUACAGAACCAAAAAGUUUUUCUAAUUUCCGAACUAUGAACAAAGUAGCUCACAAGAUAAUGAACAAUACAUUACUUGGCAGCAACUUCAGGUUUGCUGCAGUUUUAAAGUAAUCCAAAAAUAUUUGUCAGUACAUCCAACAGCAUUAACAACCACCAUACAGGAGCAGUUUUUUCAAAACGUAGAAGAAUUACAAUCAAAAAACAAAACUAAUGUUGAACCCACAAAAAAAAAGAUACUUCCUGGUUUCAUGCAAAAGUUUAAAGGGUUCACAGAAUUUCCUUUAAGCCGUUUUCUCCUGCAGGAGCUGAGCCUUUGAGCAUGUUCCCACUGCACGAAGCGCCUCUGGAGAGAAAAAUGCACAAACUCUAGUUGCCUUGAAAAACAACUCUGGUGUGAGUCUCAACACUGGUACAAAAAGUGCAGUUUUUCUGCCCUCUCCAUGUCCUUGUUGAGCAGCAGUCUCCUCUGUAACGUCGCCAUCAACAACACAAAGUCUAAAACGACUUUCCAUCCAUUUCCUCUGUGAUCACAGAACUGGAGCUCCAUCCAGUGACAUCAUAGACGACAGCGGUUUAGUAACUUGGCCUUUAAACCGUUGACUGCAGUGAGAUGACGGCAGAGCAGCAACCUCCUUCUGUUUGACACUGGACUCACGUGUUUGCUGUUUUAUUAAUGCUACCAUGAGCCGAUUUUACUGUGCGCAUAAUUACUCUGAAAAUAAAGUUGGAUUUUAAAUUUG